CUCAGGCACUUCACUCCGUUUCCUCUGCUUGCAGUCUGACUGGUGCAAACUCUAAUCAUGAGCAAGAACUUCUUGUCCAGAAAUGAUGAGCUCCGCAAGGGAGACCAUCUGGUGUCCAACAACGGAGAGUUUAAGGCUGUCUUCCAGGACGAUGGUAACUUUGUGGUCUAUGGCUAUAAGCCUGUCUGGGCUUCAGGCACUGAUGGGCCAGAAGCUUUCCGCCUGAUCAUGCAGGAUGACUGCAACCUGGUCAUAUACAACAAUGGUGACAAAGGCUUGUGGCAGGCAAACUCUUCCAGACCUAACACUGGCAGGUGCCGCCUUCAGCUGACCGAUGAUGGCAAACUGGUGGUGAGCAGGGCUGCUGAAGUAGUCUGGACCUCUUCUUAAUGAGGCAUGAAGUGAUCCAUGAUGUAUGUCAAAGUCAUGUCAAUUUGUCACCAGUAAAACAUACCUGUUAUGUAAUCUGGGAUUAAAUAAAACAAAAUUCACAAUG
Molecule: messenger RNA, 496 nt
Organism: Notothenia coriiceps (black rockcod)
Lineage: Eukaryota; Metazoa; Chordata; Actinopteri; Perciformes; Nototheniidae
Product: mannose-specific lectin-like
Exons: 3
Coding region: 58-390 (110 amino acids)
Source: RefSeq, a predicted model, not a curated record